GUCUCUUCUUUUUUUAGACCUAACCUAAAAAUGAAUCAAUUAUGAAAUGGUUUGAUUUUUUAAUUUUUCAUGAUAUUGUGUACAGAUAUAUGACACACACCUGGCAACCCGCAGGGUUAGGGGCAAGUUAAGAAAAGCGCUAGGGCUCUUCCAUUAGUUUAGUCUGGAUGCUAUUUGCUAAUGCUAGCGAUAAAGCUAAGCUAGUUAGUCACAUAAAUGACAGGCGCGUCAUUUCUAAAAAAUCGGUACAACUUUUAAAAAGCGCUUAUUUAUUCAGUAGUAUUAUAGUUUCCCGUUAUUAACAGUAUUUUAUUUCACAGGCAACUUUUUUUUUUAAAACGCAGUGUUGCAAGCUGAAGCAGCUAGCUUGCUUAGCCGAAACAGUGGAUUAAAUAGACUUGGGGGAUUUCAGGCACUGAGUUUAUUCAGUUAGCUUGUUAGCUACCGGCUGAUUGUGUGCUGCAGAAGAAACAAUGGUUGAUAUAAUGAUAUAUUUAGGGAUUUCCAGCGGAAAGGCUGCUUCUUUAGCCGCUUGUAGACAUAAUGAGCGGCUGAGAGAAUAAAACGGAGAAGCUUGAUGGCCGGAGACAGCGGUGAAGCCCGUCUCAGAGGAACAGUUAUGGCUUCGCUUGCUGCCAGAUGAUGUCUUGAAUCCACUCUGAUGAUCCAGAUCUUCGUCAUCUUCGGAGUCUGAACAGAAGAUGAAGGUGCAUGUUCAUGACGUGGGUGAUAAAAGUGAUACAGCUCCUCCAUCACACACGCUGAAUUAUACCAUCCAGGGUCAAAAAGACAUACCUGGGCUUGAGGAAAGAAAGAAACACCUGGUUUUUGAGGACCAUCUUUGUAGGAGCACGCUGUUUGACCAGGCUGGGUCAAAAUAUCUUGGAAAUGAAUGUUUACAAAUUUCGGAAAAACUGUGCGACGGACCAGUGGCGGAGUCACAGAGUGUGAUAUCACACUGUGAUUCGGACAUGCUGGAACUCUCAGAGGACAGUUGUUCUAUACCUGAAAACGGCGAUAAUGAUCAUAACGACACUUUCACACCAGAAGUACAGCAGGCCCAUAGAAUAUUCCAGAGUUUUCUUCUGGAGAAACACAAAGCUGUGACUGCCCCGUUUUGGGUCCCUGUUGGAGAUCAAGCCGGAAACGAUAUGUGUUUGAAAAAGAUAGACAACAAGUUCAGCAAGCGGGAAUACGAAAGCAUCACCGGAUUUGUGGCAGAUUUCCGCCAGAUGUUGGAAAACUGCUAUAGAUUUCAUGGUGUUGAUCACUGGAUCUCCAAACAAGCACAAAAACUGGAGAUCAUCCUGGAGCAAAAGUUAACUCUGCUCUCAAGGACACUGAGAGAAAAAACAGCCUUGGCCGUGACGUCUAGGGGUCGUUUUGGCACUGAGGAUGAAAAACCCCCGGUUGGCACUUCAACCCGGCGCAGAUCUGUGCCACGAAACUUGGCGGCCAUUUCCGUCUGUGGCUCCGAGUCCAUCAUGGUGCAAGCACUUCGUUUAGAGGAGCAACAGAGGGCCAAGGAGGAAAAACGGCAGCGAGACCUGGAGAAGAAGGAGGCUGGAGAGGCUUCAGCCAAAGAAGUGGAAGAAUGGGAGCGCUCAUUGCUCUCACUAGCUGAACCAUGGCCUAUCAGCACCAUGUGGGAGCUUCCUGCUAUCGGUCACUUCUUGUGCCUGGCCCAAACAGCUCUGAACCUCCCAGAGAUCGUAUUCUUCGAACUGGAACGCUGCCUGCUAAUGCCUCGAUGUAGCUCUUUCUUAGCAAAGAUUAUGACCUCUCUGCUUUGCCCCCCACACCGAAGAAUAACACUUCACAGGCGCCCAGCGCUGCCUUACCGUCGCUGGGAGGCGGAGUUGAGGCAGAAAGUCUUGGGAUGGUACCAGUCUAUAGGUCGAGCCAAGGACCAGGAGGCUUGUGCUGAACAUCUAGGACUUUGUCAUCGUUUUUUCUGGACCCUGGGCGAAACAAGUCCCUUGGAAGAGAAACCAUUCCAUUUGUUGCCAUUCAACCAACGUGUUUGGUUGCUUAAGGGCCUUUGCGACAACGUCUAUGAGACUCAGAAGGACGUGCAGGAUGCCGUGCUCGGACAGCCUAUUCACGAGUGCCGAGAGUCCAUCUUGGGCUAUGACAGUCAAGAGAACACGUACAUACACUUCCCACAUUUCUGCGGUGCAGAUCUGCGUAUAUACUGCCAGAGUCCAUGUCUACCACUGGAAUUCCCCUUACCAUCUUUCUCUGUGAAGAAACUAGAGCCUGUAAUGGCGGAAAGGACAGAGGAGAACUUGAGCACUUGUCCCGAGGUCAAAGCGGGGAACUGGGAAUUCGGUCCGAGAGUCCGUGACGAUAGCUCGGAAGAAAGCGAGGUAGAUUGGAAAGGGCGUGACAAAUUUCAGUUCCCUUGUAAGGAGGAGAUUCCAAGUCCUGAAAGCAUCAAGGACAACCCCAUGGAGAUAAAGCAAAGCCUUGAAUUAAAAGAAGAAGACAAGGAGGAUACAGACUAUGAAUCUUCCCUUAGAGUUGGGACGAAUUGCUAUAUGGGCAAAUUUCCUGCCAAUUCUCAGAGUGCAAAUGCUUUCAAAGCAUCAGAAAUAGGUGCCACAGUAAACAAUGAGUCUUCUUACCUAAAUAGACAUCCUUACCCCAAAUGUUCUAGGGAUUCUCGUGAAGAUCCAGAGCCUCACUCAUGCCUUUGUUUCACAGCUGAAUCUGACAGGACUGCUUCUGUGAUUUUUCGACAGCCAAGCCACUCAAGAGGUGAAACAGGGAAAAUACAGUCUAAGAAAAAGAGACGGAAGAAAAAGAAGGAAAAAUUGCUUGGAGCCAAGGCUGGGACAGACGCGCUCGGUCUGAAAAAGCUCAGACAGGCUAGAGUGGCCAAGAGCACCAUGUGCAAAGCUGCUGCUGACUUGAAGAGGAAGGAUAAAAGAAAGAAACAGAAGUUAGGAAGAAAGUUUGUUCCCAAGAAAACUCAAGAAACAAAUCAGGAUCAUCCUCCGCAGCUCCCAGUGGAGCCAACAUUUAAGUUGGUCUGCACGAGUUUGGAUGAACUGAGGGAUCUCAUCAGUAAAACAGAGGAUGAGCUAGAUGAGUUGGAGAGCACCAAAAAGAGAUGUGAAAGGUGGUACAUUAAGAGAGAAGCAGUGAAGGAGCUUCACAUUACUCUUAUAAGACUGCUGAAUGAGCUGUUGCCAUGGGAACCCAAAUUACUCAAGGCAUUUCAUAGAAACAGGGCCCGACUGAAAAAGGAAAGUGACGACUUUAAAAAGCAUCCUGAGUAUGAAAACUUUGUCCGAGAGGAAUGGAUGGCACUUGAAGUAGAUGGAGACACAUACAAAGAAGGCUUGUCAUCCACAGAGAUUAGCAGAGAACUGAAGGAUGAGGACAAAACCGAAAGGCUUUUGGGAGGCUCUGGAACAACAGACUGUGAAAAUCACUUUGGAAAUCACUCGUUAGCACACUUAAUCAGCAGACCAGAAGUUAGCACAUCUUUGAGUGAAUCUGGACCUUUGACUCGAAGCUCGAAGCGGCGUCAGAGUUGUGGCCUAGAUGAAGACUUCAGUCUUAGCAAAAAAGGAAAAGUGGCCGCUGAUGAAUCUGUGACCCCUGAACCACAAACAAAGGUUAUAUCCAGGGACCAAAGUAUAGCAGGGGUAAAUCCUUUAACCACUGAAACAAUGUCAGUAGUAACUGCACCUCUGGGUUUUCAGAGGCGCUGUAAUCCAAUUCAGGCAUUGCUGGCCAAAAGCGUUGGAAAUAAAGUAACCCUAACAAGUCAUCCCCAGCUACCUGUGGUGGAUAAAACUUUGCAGGGUCCAAAUAAGACAGUUUCUGCAGCUUUAACCACAUCCAAUCCCACAGCAGUUUGUCAGCCUAUACCACAACCAACACCUGUGUCCAUGCAAACAUCCACGCCAUCAUCUGUCCAGAGGCCCAUGCAGGUUGUAUACAAGGCUCCAGAAGGCUUGAGUUUGGUUAGUAAUAAUGGCACACCAGUUAAGUUUUCAGUGCAGCCAGUCAUUCAUCAGAAAACAGUGGAGAAAGCAAUGCAGCAGGUUAUCAUCCUUCCCACCAAUUUACUCAUACAAAAGACUGAGGGACAAGGAGCACAGCAACCCUCUAGUAUUACUGCUGUUGCCACAACCAAGCCUGCUACACUUUUAUCCAGUACUUCAGGGUUCACUGUGCCAGAAAACAAGAUUCCUGUCCAGCAAGUGUCUCCAUUAAAAAAUAUUAGCACUGUAAUGACCUCAUCUGCUGUUUCACCUAGCUUGCAAAAAUCUUGUGGAGUUUCACCUGCCUGUAAAAAGACUGCUGAACCAAGUUCAACCCUAAAGCGAUCCACUACAUUUACUUCAGCUACUACUGAUCCCAGCAAAUGUGAUCUUAAUCAAGAGUUAAAGACAGUGUGCAUCAGAGACUCACAGUCCAUUCUUGUCACAACCAGAGGAGGAAACACAGGAGUGGUGAAGGUACAGCCUUCAGAAAACAGUGGUGGAAGUGUUUUACCAUCCAGCCCUAUUUUCACUCUCCCCCCUAACUUUCAAGCUUUCCUGGUGUCCAAGGCAGCUGCUAUUGCAACUUCCACUGCUCAAACAAUGUCAACUGCCAAGUUAUUACCUGUUGUUUCCUCUCUGAAUGACAAGGGAAUUUCUUUUAACUCGGCACUCCAGUCACCUUUAAAAUGUUCCAAUCCAGUAAACCCAUCACCUCUGAUGGAAAAAUUAAGUGGUUCAGUAUCAUUUAAGGAUGACUUGCCUUUGCCUGUAGGGUCUGUUUCUGACAAUACAGCGAAAGGUGCCCAGAUAUUAAUUGGUAUUAAUUCACUAGUUCCAGCCAACUCCCAAACCAAUGCUAAUGUCCCUUUAUCUGGGUGGGCUGUCCAGACUGCUCCUUCUGAAAAUCUAAUUCAACUUGCUCAAAAGAGACCUCAAGAUACUAGCACCGAUCCAGCUCAACCUACCUUCCCAAAAGUUUUUGUAGUUGCAUCCACCUCAACACCAGUUUCAACCAUCACCACUACCUCUGUUUCUUCUGCUUUUCCAGGAUCAAGGGUCAAAUUUAUGAGUCCGUCUGGCUCUGCUUGCUCUACAGUUACUGUUGCUAAAGGGUUUAAAGCAGAGUCUAAUAUUACUGUUACAACUCCAUCAUCAGCUGAAGUCAUGAAAGUUCGACCCAACCUUGGACAAGUCAUUGGCAUUACAUCUGCUGGUACUCCGACUGAAGUUGAGGGCAUCAAUGUUACUGGUUUAGCAGCUAGAAUACUGGACAGGACUACAGUGAAAAGCAAAAAAACAGCAGAACCCACCACAAACGUUGCACCAAUAAUGGUGUCCAGUGUACUUGCAACGUCAAGUGGGCAAAUCUUUGUCCAGAACAGCAACUCUGCUGCAAAUAGCUGUCCGGCACUGAACAUCAACAGUCCUGUCAAGGUUACUGGAUCUGUUGAUGGCAAAAGUGUUAAAAUUUCCACUUAUGACAUUGGGCAUAUGGCUUCCUCUGAACUUCUUUCAGCAGUACAACAAAAGAGCAUGUCACAGUCAGUGUCAACCGCUAUCUCAGUACCAAACAUCCUAAAUAAUAGAUCAGAGCUAGUCAUUAGCAGCUCAGUUCCACAUAUAGGUUGUUCUGUAUUAGGACACCAAUUUAACAAAGUCAGUACUUUGCCAAGGGGAGUGAUGCCGGACAAACCAUUGGAUAGCACAUCCCUUAGUACGGCUUCCACAACAAUCAAACUUCCUGUCAUUAGCUCUAUGACAAGGCUCUCUCAGCCUCUAGCUCUGAGCACCACAACAGCAAAACAAGUAUCAGAGAACCCCCUUACUGUAACGGUAACUCAAUCAGCAAUGGCUUCUCCGGUGAGAUCGCCUAUAAAUGCCAUCCCUGGUACCACAACAGUACAGGAAAAGGUUGUGAUUAAUACUACUGCUCCACUUGCUCCUGGAACCCAACUGUUAAUUAACAACACAAGGUUUGUGGUACCUUCUCAAGGACUUUCACCUGGCAGUCAUGUUCUUUUCAUCUCAACUCCUACUGUGCAUCCUACCGGACGACUAGGGGCAAAUCUUAUAUAUCCCGCCCCAGCGCUAGCAGGCACUCUGAAUCCUCCUCCUGCUGCUCCAGUUGUUCAAGGUCUGAGAAUGGUAACACCUGGUAUAAGGUCACAGGAUGCAUCUGUCAGGCAACCAACACCCAUCACAGCAAAGAUUGAACAGCCUGUCUCUAUUAAUAAUCUUUUCACUGCAGUCAGGGCCCCAGCAGUUUCCAUUCAUUCUUCUACUCUUGCACAAGUGUCUCAAUUAAGUACCACCCAAUCAUCUGGGCAACAAACCCUGAACCAUAUUGUAAGACUUCCUUCUUUUUUACUCCCUGAAGUGAAGGACUCUGCUGCUUCUUCGCGUACUGUUGCAAGGUGCCCAAAAGAAAACGUUACAGCUUCUGCUCAGUCACAGCCAUGCUUAAAGACAGAACCUGCACCGAAAGUCAUAACAGCAGUAAAACCUGGGAUUUCCUGGCCAUCCCCGGUGGUCACCGUGUCACCCAUGAGCAGUACAAUAUCAAGGAUGCAGACACUUCCUGUAGCAACUGUACCACCAAUUGGCAGUACAAUCAGUAGUAGUCCAACCACUUGUGUUGCAACAGUAUCUCCAUCUAUUAACACACUUUUAAUGGCAACCUGCCAACCAGUCAGCCAGCCUGUGCCACCUGGAAAUAUUAGACUGACCGUCACCACCCGUCCACCACAGGUUAAAAGCAAGAUGCCAACACAAGUCUUAGGUGGGCAAUCCAUCAAUCCUCCCAAUAAACUCUUGUUAAGUCCAGAUGGUGCUGUUCUGAAUGUACUUAGAUGCCCAUCCCAACAAAAUCUACCAGUGAUGACGGAUAAAACGAUAGUGGGCAUAACCACCGCUGAUGCACCUGUUUUGCACAAAUUGGAUUCAGAGAGAACGGUAACAUCAGAUAAUCCAGAAUGAUCUAAUUACUCGAAAUGAGAACCCUGGAAAUCCCUUCCCACAAGUCUUUCUCAGAUCAAACUGUGUAAAGAUAUCGAAUAAGCACUAUUUUGUACGUUGGACUCUUAUAACACCUAUGGUGGAAAUACUGUCAUGAGUUUUUGAAUUGGAAAGGCCAGUAUUGUAUAUAGUAAAAUAUUUGUGUUUUCCUGUUCCGUUUCAAAGGUUACUCUUCAGACGGUAAUUUUAGAAGGAUCUGAAUAUUUUGUAGCAUUUUUUUAAAAGUUGACAUUCAUUAAACGUUUCAAGUUUUGUUAUUUCAAAUGCUAUACAAGCUGUGUUAGCGUACCAUCUACCAUAUCUGUUCUGUGCACUUACACUUCAUCUCCACGUUGUUAAUAGAUUUUAGUAUGAGCCAACUCGAUAUUUUCUCUUGCACAUGCAGAGAAAGGCACAUUGCAGAUUAAAGUGUUACAGUACGAUUAAAGGUAGGAUGAUAGAUUUAUUUAACAAAUUGCCUGCCAUGGAUUUUUCAG
This is a messenger RNA of Hemibagrus wyckioides, 7492 nucleotides long. RefSeq lists its product as uncharacterized. The coding region runs from base 702 to 6977 and encodes 2091 amino acids. Gene Ontology annotation, molecular function: protein binding. The transcript is spliced from 9 exons. The record is from RefSeq and is a predicted model, not a curated record. NCBI's taxonomy places the organism in Eukaryota, Metazoa, Chordata, Actinopteri, Siluriformes, Bagridae.